Molecule: messenger RNA, 6510 nt
Organism: Gasterosteus aculeatus aculeatus (three-spined stickleback)
Lineage: Eukaryota; Metazoa; Chordata; Actinopteri; Perciformes; Gasterosteidae
Product: solute carrier family 23 member 1
Biological process (GO): transmembrane transport
Cellular component (GO): membrane
Molecular function (GO): transmembrane transporter activity
Source: RefSeq, a predicted model, not a curated record
UGAAAUUCUCUUUUCUCUCUUUUUGUAGUCGUCAAACCUGUAACAGUUAUUAUCUUAUUCUCUGUUUGAUUUGAUUUGUUAACAGUGAGUGAUGCGGCCUGGAGGCAUCUCCCCCGCUGUGACCUUCAGCUCUUCGGUUAAAUUGACACUGAUGCUAAACGCUGUUCACAGGGGAGAUGACAUCGAGUGUGAGGAGUCAGGCUGGUGACAGAGCACCGAGGGAAAGUGGAUUACUUCUUCUAACUUCUUCCUCGGGUUCAGAAUUAGAUAUAUUUACGCAGUUGUUUGGAGUGACCUUAGACUGGGCCUCAAGGGCAACUUUGAAGUGACAUUCAAUGAGGCCUUCUGACCUUUGUCAAGCAUUUACACCAACAACUUUAGCCAGAGAAAUAUUCCUGAAUACGUCGCUGAACAAAACAUUAUACGAGAAAAGCCGUCUUUGCGUCAGUCAAACUGGUUUGUUUUGAUCAUAUUGGAACAGAUUUACUUUUCUUUUGUCAGGAAUCGUGCAUUUGGAAGUCAAAUAAAACGUAAAAACAUUACGCAACAAUUUUAAAUGAAAUGUUGACUUUUGCUUCCUUUACUCUUUAACUCAUAGAAUAAACCCACAUAUCAUCGUGUAUCCGCAGGUUUAGUUUAAAUCCUUGUUUUCUGAGGACUUAGUUUGCCCAGUUGGGUCACGGAAACUGGAUCAACAUCAAGUGGACAUCUGUCCCUUGUUCUGGGAGAACAUGCUUGUUUUGUUUGUUGUGCAAAUUAUUUGUUAAAUAUUCAAUAUCUGUGAGCCGGUUUAGCUGCUGAAUUUCCUUUUGUGCUCGAUUAGAAAAAACACCCUGAUGGGAAGAAUAUACAAAUCAACUCAGAGAUCGUGUGUGCUCUUUUUUUCUGUGCAAAAUGCUUCUCAUUCGGUUGCAGAUGGCGAGAUACAAAAACAGAGGGGGAAAAAAAAAGUGUUUUCCCUUGCUCUGCAGGAAGUGUCUUUUUUAAAUCAAUAGCACUGAUUCUUCCCUCCCAGAAGGACACUCACACGGAUAAAGAUUAGUGGCAGUUUGGCAACUAAAGUAGAGUUUCUUUUGUUUCUUUCUCACGUUUGAAUAGAUUGGUGCUGACACUUGUUUGCUUUGAGAAUAAAACAUGUGCAGAAGGAGUUUGGGCAAGAAACAUGUUCACGCUUGAUGUGAAAGUGGCCGAUCAUCCUCAGGCCGAUUCAGUCUCUACUGGUUUGUCUGAGAGGAGACACGGGCGUCUCACUGCACACUAUUGUUCCCGCGGAGAUUCAUCAGAAGCGAUGGAAGCAUGGCGCAUGGGGCUAGAACACAAUGAAGCCUUCGAUAUAACAACCUUGUUACACAACAACACAAACACGGAGACUCUCUUUUAAAGGAACGCUGUGUGCACGAUGUGUCUUUAAAGUUGAAUUGCUACGGACCAUCGGGGGGGCGGCGGGGCUGCAAAGAGAAGUCUGCUUGUGUGAGAGUCUGAGAAAUGUUUUUACUUAAUUUAUUCUAUACAGCAUGAUGAAACUUAUGUUCCAUUUAGAGUCAAAUAGAAAACUAGGUGCGCUUUAGGGCGGGUCUACCAUGUGAUUGACGGGUCGUUAAGCAGGGCCGUAUAUAUCACUCCUCCGCUGUCCAAAUGCAGUAAAAUAAAUAUAUAUAUUGUACCAGCUAUCUGAAAAUACAUCGUAUAAGAGCUGUUGUCUUUUACUACUCGUUCCCUCAACUGAAGCAUGAUGGCUUCUUGCUGCAUGAAGAAAUACUUCAUGCGCCGUGACGUCUGCUGUCCGAAUGUUCUUUGCUGCUUUCAAAAACCCGUGCGCCUACAUCUCUGCAUCCCACUGGUCAGAAUGUGUCAACAUUACUUUGUGCCGUUGUUCAGGAGGGCGAGCGCAUUCGCAGCGUGACUCAGGAUGCGUUUAUUGCUCUGGGUCACAUGUACACUUUGCAUAAGCAGAAAAAUGAUCGUUCUGGAGUAAACGUCUGGGCUCUAAUGAGCAGCAAACCCAACGUCUCCCAACAAAUCAGCUUAUAUGCUUCUCUAAACUCCAAACGACAAAUUGACAAAUACAGCCUGCCUGUAGGUCAUAAAAUGAUAAAGCAUGUUGCAGGGGGAUUAAUGAUGUUUACAUCGCAGCCAGACGUUAAAAUUUGGAGCUCUGUAAAGCGUCCUUUAGAAAGUAAAUGACUCCCUAAGUGCAAAGCCCGACUGCACACAUUAGCAUUAUUACAAAAGAGAGAGCGUCUCCUGCGUUGCUGCCUUCCCGUCCUUGUUUCAACGGUUCCCCAGUACUUUGAUCUGGAUAAUGUCAGUUUGACCCAGUUCUUUCCUGUGGAACUGCUUGUGGUGUCAUCGAUUCAUCUCAGGGAGAACGGACGAGCCUCGGGGGGGAACAACGGGUGACUUUGACCUGGACACUCUGCUCCCCAAACACGAGGAGGGGAAGCGCUGCGUGUGAACCUUAAUUGUUAGCAUCCUUUCUUUUACGAAGCUGGAGGGUAUUUUGCAUACAACAAUUUCCUGUGACGGCCGUCUGCACCUACCGUGACACACUCAUCAGCUUUACACAAAGAGAUGGGAUCAGUUAUCCGAGUGAGGGACAGAGCCUCCCUUUGAAGGCCUUGAUCUCUUCAUCUAACCAUCUUCCUGAUUAUGUCUCGUCAAAUGUGACAGUUGGAGGUCCAAGCGUUAAAUACGACCCGUCAGAGUUCCCUCUGAUCUCUCGGUUGAGAGUUUUCUUCCUUUUUUUACUCCUCAGUAUGAAUUAAUUAAAUUGAUGUAAAUAGCUCAAAAGUAGGCAGCCUAGAGACCCUCAAAAACUAUCAUCAAAUAUUUUAAAUAUAUCUAUCGAUCCGUUUAUUCCUAAUUGUAUCUUUCAGUGCAGCUUAUGCUGACUGGUUGUGGUUCAAACCAAGACAAAGUAAUAACUAACAUAUUAACGUAUAAUGUGCAACUGAUAAGAGAGCUGAACUUUGUCCUGAGGUGAACAAAUGUGUUACUGUAUUUUGUCCCAGGCUGUUUCUCUGCAGUUUAUAUUUUAUAAUUCCACUUUAAAUCCACCCUUUUGGAACAACUCCACCUUGACAAUCCAAAAUCUUGCAGUGAAGUUGCAAUGGCUUCGGGGAAUGGAAGCAAUGGACCCCGCGAUGUUGUAUUUGAUAUGGACGACAAUGAUCAACGAGGAGCAAAAGAGACACGCGGGAGCAGCUGUGAAACAGAGGAAGAUGGAAAUAAACCCACUUAUUGUGUGACCGACGUCCCCCCCUGGUACCUGUGCAUUCUUCUAGCCAUUCAGAGGUGUCAUCAAUGCGGUCGAUUCCUCAUCCGUGGUUCCUCUCCCGUGCAGCAUUACCUGACAUCCUUUGGUGCGAUGACCUCCGUCCCCCUCAUCCUCUCCGAGGGGCUGUGCCUGCAGCACGACAUCCUGACCCAGAGUCAGCUCAUCAACACGGGUUUCUUCGCCAGCGGCCUGAUCACCCUGCUGCAGGUCACCUUCGGCGUCAGGCUUCCCAUCCUGCAGGGGGCCACCUUUGCUUUGUUGACCCCGUCUAUGGCCAUGUUGUCCAUGCCAGAGUGGAAGUGCCCAACAUGGACACAGAACGCCAGUCUGGUCAACACCUCCUCCCCUCUCUUCGUAGAAGUGUGGCUGACCCGCUUAAGAACUCUGCAGGGCUCCAUCAUGGUGGCCUCUCUGCUCCAGAUCCUGAUCGGUUUCUCUGGCCUCGUCGGCUUCCUCAUGCGCUUCGUUGGCCCCUUAACCAUUGCCCCCACAGUCUCUCUCAUAGGCCUGUCACUGUACGAUUCGGUCGGAGCCAAGGUCGGCAGCCACUGGGGCAUCUCUGCUAUGACCACGGUGCUGAUUGUCCUGUUCUCCCAGUACCUCCGUCGCACACCAAUCCCCGUUCCUGCAUACAGCCGAGCCAAGAAACUGCACUCCUCAAAGUUGUACAUCUUCCAGACAAUGCCUAUUCUGCUGGGCAUUGCGGCGUCAUGGUUUGUCUGCUACCUCCUCACAAUCUCGGACGUCCUGCCGUCUGAUCCGGCGCAGUACGGCUACCUGGCGCGCACCGAUGUGAAGGGAGAUGUGGUGAACCAGGCUUCCUGGUUCACGUUACCUUAUCCCGGCCAGUGGGGCAUGCCAGCUGUCAGCCUGGCGGGCGUGUUGGGGAUGAUGGCUGGCAUCGUGUGCUCCAUGGCUGAGUCUGUGGGCGACUACCACGCGUGUGCCAGGCUGUCGGGGGCCCCUCCUCCCCCGAAGCACGCCAUCAGCCGGGGCAUCGCCGUCGAAGGGCUCGGCAGUUUGUUGGCAGGGGGCUUUGGCACGGGCAACGGCACCACGUCGUUCAGUGAAAAUGUGGCGGCCCUGGGGAUCACUAAGGUGGGCAGCCGCGUUGUGAUCCUGGUGAGUGGGGUCUUCAUGAUUUUGAUGGGGAUGCUGGGUAAAAUUGGAGCCAUCUUCACCACCAUCCCCACCCCUGUGAUGGGCGGGAUGUUCCUCAUCAUGUUUGGAGUCAUAACAGCAGCAGGUGUUUCCAACCUGCAGUCCACAGACAUGAACUCCUCCAGGAAUAUAUUUGUUUUUGGCUUUUCCAUGUUUACUGCACUCGUCAUUCCGAACUUCAUAACGAAGAAUCCGGAUUUGUUACAAACAGGUGUUAAAGAGGUAGACCAAGUGUUACGCAUAUUAUUGACCACAAAUAUGUUUGUGGGAGGAGUUCUGGGCUUCUUCCUGGAUAACACAAUUCCAGGGACCAAACGUGAGCGCGGCCUCUUGGCCUGGGACAAAGGGGACCCUGAGGACUCUGCCCACGCUGCAGGAACUGAUCAGGUGUACGACCUCCCGUUCGGCAUCACCUCUCGCCUCUCGUCCCAAUCUUGGGUUCGGCACGUGCCUUUCUGCCCGUGGGAGGGCAACGGAUCGGGCAACGACGCGCCACAGAGUGAGCAGCCCCUCAGAGGCCCGCUGGUCACGGAUGAACCACUCUGAGGUCUCGGAGGAGGUAGCGUCUUAGAAGGGAAACAUAGUUAUCUGUUACACAAAUUAAGACUUCAAAUUUGGGAUAAAAGGCCGUUUCCUUACAUAAGUCUGCAGCCCCUCCACUACUAUGUGACUUCUAAUUUUGCCAAACUGCUUUUAGGCAACUUGUGCCUGUGUAGCUGUUGCUGUUACGGGGCAUCAGAUAGUAAAAUUAAAGCCAUAUCAGCCUCUCUUUUUAGGACACACGGCUGUUUCUAAUCAAACAAAGGUCAUUCUUUAGAAAUAUUGAGUAUCUCUUCUCUGAGCCUGUCACUGCCGAAGGGUGAUUACAGCACGUUUAUGUACAUUUACUGACUUACUUGCCGUAAAUUCUGCCGUCAGCGGGUUUAUUUUGAUGUGUAAACCAUGCUAUUCACUAUUUGAGGAAUAAACACAUCUGCCCAUGAACUGGAGCGCUCACACUUUGUCAACAUCAGUUAAAAGAGAACUACUCCACAAUCAAAGUGUUGUUGUGUUCCACCUCUACGCAGAAUUCUUCUGCUAACUCUCGGCCGGUCACACACACACACACACACACACACACAACUAGAGAAAUGGGUUCUUCAUUCUCCUCUUUCGAAGGAAAUUAAAUUUGGCCGGUGGAUAAGUGUAUUAUCACACAGCCCCCAUCUUCUUAAAGAGCUGCAGCAGCAACCCUCAGGCUGUUAUUGUGUUUCCUUCAAACACAGAUAACAAACCACCUCAAUCUGUCUCUUUUGACCCCGGCGCCUUCGCCUCGUUCCCUCAGAAUUCAUUUCCUCCGCUGCUGUGACAGGCAGGUCCGUGGACACGUGUCAUUCACGAUGGAGUCUCGGGUAGCACUGUGCCACUAAUCUGCAUUUCAAUGGGAAAACGAUGACGACAACUCGGUUAUUUCUCCUCUCAGAAGGCUUCAAAUUUACCACCACGGAUUUUAUUUUUAUCUCAGCUUUGAGGAAUUACUUCUAUUUUGUCUUUUGUGAAAUCUACAUGAUCUCAUCGGUCACCCUCAGCUUUCAGACACUUUAUGAGAUUUAUUGUAAGCACUUUAGAGCGCGCAAAGGGAGACGAACAGGACAUGAUGGAGGUGUUGUGUCUUCGUUACCAGCAGAUGGGGAUCAAACUGCUGGGAGUAAAUACAUCUUGGCACAUAAACGGUUCCCACAUUCAUCCGUAUGACGGAUUGUUGUGUGAAGACUGUACGCGUAGGACUUCUUAUUACGUCCCUGAGAUUUGGGCAGGAGCUUUGUUAUCAACAGCCGUUAUUUUUCUAUUCUCAGUUUAAUUAUCAGAAAGGUUCAUUUCUGAUAAAACAUGUGUCAGGCUCCACAUGCUGUUUAGAAACAAAAAGAAUUCACAACUUUACUCCACGGGCAGAUCCGACUGAUGCUGCUAAACCAUCUUUAAGCCUGGCUGUUUUACCUUCUUAAUUAUUAUGUUAUUAUUUGUUUUCUGUGAAUAUUUGAUCAUUUUCUAAUACAGUACAUCUUUGUGUGGAAUUAAAAUGUUGCAUUUAA